Molecule: messenger RNA, 1392 nt
Organism: Panicum hallii
Lineage: Eukaryota; Viridiplantae; Streptophyta; Magnoliopsida; Poales; Poaceae
Exons: 1
Coding region: 369-1178 (269 amino acids)
Source: RefSeq, a predicted model, not a curated record
GCCCACACGAGUACGCACGCCGCGACACGCGCGGGCCUCCCGGCCGCCGUGCGUGUCGCGCACAGCUACCUCCCCCCCGGUUCCCGGCCUCCCGGGCGGCCCACACCGCCGUACGCUGCGCAUCCAUCCAUUGAUCCAUCCAUCCCGAUAACUACCAACCGAACCCCGGCCUCAACAGUGCGGCGCAACGGCACCAGUGUCACCAGCACGCCCCGGUCGCGAUCAUCGCUCGCUCACUCUCGACUGAUAGGUAGCCUUAUCGUCAGAGCCCAGCAGGGGCAGGGAAGAAAGCUAAGGCGCAGCGCGCGAGCGAGUGCAACAGCGCGGCGCGGGACCGUCACGCGCGCCAGCGAGGGAGUAGCGAGGCCAUGGAGGACGACGACGACUUCACCUUCCCAACGGUCGCCGCCGCGCGGGAGCCGGAAGGGCAGCUCGGAGGGCCGCCGGUGGCGCCCCUGCUCCACCAGCUCCCGCUCCCCGACCUCGCCGCGGCGUCGUCCCCUCUCUGGCCGUUCGCGGGCUCUCCGAAGGUGACGGUGACCGCGGACGGAGACGGUCGCCGUGCCGACGAGGCGGGUGGCGACCGGGAGGAGCGCGGUGCCGCCGCUGACGAGGAGGGGAUGGACCUCCUGUGGGAGGGCGCCACCGCCACAACGGCGGCGCCACAGUCAGCAGGGAGCGGCGCCGUGCAUGCAGCAGAGCCAGAGCCGCCGGAGCCGAAGCCGGCGCCGCGCCGCACCGAGGCGGACGGAGACGACAAGCGGCGCGCCGCAGCCGUGGCCGACGCGGAGAGGAUGGACAAGCUGUGGGAGAGCUUCAACGAGGAGCUCCUCCUCCUGCGGCGCCCCCGCACCAAGCCCGCCGCCGAUCGCAACAAGGACUGCUAUCUCUGCAGCUACCCGCCGUCGGACGACGCCGACGACUCCGAGGACACGUCCGCGUCGUCCCCCGCGGAGCGGCGCGGGUACGGGUGCGCGCCCACGAUGCUGCGCGCCUCGUCGCGCGCCGGCGGGGCGGGCCAGUUCUGCGGCGGCAGCCCUCGCGGCGGGCGGCGGCGCGGCGGAGGCCGCGGGGCCGCGGCCGGGUGGGCGCUGCUGCUCAGGCUGUUCCGGAGGCUCUUCGCCGUCGACAAGGCCACCACGGUGUCCCGCACCCACGCCACCAUCUACGUGCCGUGACCAUGAUGCUCUAGCGAUGCACACGGUACCAUCAUCCAAUUUGCAGCAGAGAUUCUUACGUACGGCGAUUACAGUUUACUUUUCUUCGUCAAGAAGAUGUUGAAAAUUAGCUAGGUCAUGAGUUAACCAAGUGCUUGUACCACCCUCCCAUGAACAACUAGAGAGUUGAUGAGUAAAUAUCGGAAUCUGCAGGGAUGAAGAUCCUUUCGUCCAA